AUGCCGACUGUUCUGUUGUUCUUUGCUGUUCAAUCGGCAUCCAUGACGAACAGUGCUCCUAUUUUGAAAAAUUAUGCAACCAGAGUUGUUCAUCGGAUACAUGCCAAUCACAAGUUAGAGGAAAUUGAUUUAUUAUCCUAUGACGGCCAAGACUUGUUAGUGGUAAAUCCUUUUUCAAAAGACACCAAUGAAAUUUGUGCAAAAAUUGAUCAAAUUAAUUUUCAAUUAGCAGAAAUUUCAAGCACACAAUCAUGCAAUAUUAUGAAUGGACUUGUUGCAUGCUUUAAAAACAUUGAAGAAACCCUCGGAAUUCACACUCACACUCAAAUUAUUAUAUUCACUGAAUAUACCGAACUUUCGACGGAUGAAAUGUUUAAGAUACGACCUCCUUUUCCUGUCAAGUUGCAUAUUUUCUCCACGUCAAAAUUACAUCAUACACCUUCCAUCACUCAGGUACCAAAACUUGGAAUCUUAGCAACAACUCCAAAAGUGAAAGAAGAAAAUUCAAAUAAUCCCUCCCAAAAGAACAUUCAAGAAACAUCCACCAUCAACAAUUCUCUCAAACAGCUCUCUAAAUUAUAUGAAGGUCAUUGUUACUUUGUGUCACCCACUGCAACUGUGAGCACUAGUCCACAAAAUCCCAUUACUCUUGAUGAAUCGAUCAUCAAUGAGUUCAUCAAGAAGCACUACGACAAGUACAGUGGAUAUUUAGUUUUUGGACAUCUUGUAUCUCCAAUUGAAUUGCAUCCUGAUCCAAAUCUUGUCAUGUGGCUCUUUGAUCGACAACAACAAGGUCUUCAUCCCACCCUCGUACUUAAUGACACUUCAUUUAACACUACUGCAAAUGAGAGAUCAUCAUGUCAUGUCCCUCCCAUUCUCAACAUUGUGGGGUUCAUCCCUGGCACAGAACUCUCCUCUCCCAAAUGUAUCUCCAAGCACACUAUUUUACCAUUGAACCCAGACGAGACAGAACAAGCCUACGGUGUUCGUGUUUCGAGACGCGACCGAGAAACUCUCUAUGGAAAACACAAGAAGAUUAUUAAGGCAGAUGCUUGCAAAGCAGAUGAAGCUCCAGCCUCAUUCUAUCAGCUCUUACAUCAAACACUACUGAAAGGACGUCAAUUGAAUAUACCACCUCCACCUCCGUCCACAAAUAGCGCUGCAGACGAUGAGCAGGCAACAUUGAGCAAUGAGGCAAAAAGAAUUUGUGCGAUUGUGAGUUUGGGUGGAGUUCCUGAACGAUUUGCUUAUAUUACAGCCUGCAAUGAUGGAGAUUCUUCUUCUCUCAUUCUAGGAGUUUUUAAUGAGCUCUUGGAAGUGUCUCAAAGUGACAAGUAUUCCAAAAAUAUACCAAAAACUCAACUUGCAUGCAAUAAUUUGGCCUAUCCAUGGCUAUGCAAUGGAGUGGGACAAAUGAUUGAUGAAAUGGCACAUGCCAACUCGUGGGAUAUUCCAGUUUCUGGUGAGCAAUUUGAUCUUUUCACAAAAAAUGUCAACCUUAAAUCCUACAACUAUGACCUUAAACAAAGUAAGACGUCAGUCGUUAUACCUUUCCAAAAGAAUGAAACUCUCUCAAAUGAUUUUGGUAAAAUUCAACGAAAUAUCAAAAACCUGCCUAAAAAAACUGACCUAGUUACCAAUGAGUGUGACAAGUUGAGAUAUAUUUCACAAGUUUUUCACAAUCCUUACAUUAUAGAGACACUGAAAAACUUUUUUGCAGAAUGCAUUGAGAAUAAUUACGAUUUGGCGAGAGAGGAACCCUCUACUGAGGUACAAGAACAAUUACUGAAAGCAAAUUGCGUCAUGAAGGAGCUCUAUAUACAGCUCGAAAAGGAUCCAAAGGCCAAACUCAAACCACCCAAAGAUCCACAAUAUUUCGAACCUGUUAAGCAAGAACUUGUUGAAAUGCGAAAUUAUCAACAACAACAACAUUAUCAAGCACAACAGCAACAACAACAACAUCAAAUUCUUCUUCCCACCGUGCAUCAUACACAACAUCAUGUGCAUCACCAACCUACUCUUCCUAUUCAAACACAACCUCCUCCACAACAAGCAUUCAUGGUCAUGGAGGGUGGAACCGCUCAAUAUCCCUACACUGGACCACCACAGCAUCAUAUGCCUCCUCCUGUGGGUCAACAUCAUCACCCAACCAUGCCACCCACUACUCUUCCACAGCAACCACCACCAAUGGGCUACUUGCCAACCUCUAUGCCUCCUACCACUGGUCCCAUGAGCAUUCAGCCACCAACUCAAUACUCUGUGAAUUAUCAUGCGCCACCAGGAGCCAAUGUAAGCGCCAACAUGUACGUUCAACAGCAAGCUUAUCCAUUACCGACUGCUUCGAUACAACCACCACAACAACAGCAGGCCAUGAUGGAUCCCUCUGGUUUACAUCAUGUUGGUCCUCCUCAAAAGAAACACAAGCAAUAG
Molecule: messenger RNA, 2430 nt
Organism: Naegleria fowleri
Lineage: Eukaryota; Heterolobosea; Eutetramitea; Acrasida; Naegleriidae
Exons: 2
Coding region: 1-2430 (809 amino acids)
Biological process (GO): snRNA 3'-end processing
Cellular component (GO): integrator complex
Source: RefSeq, a predicted model, not a curated record